Messenger RNA from Boleophthalmus pectinirostris (great blue-spotted mudskipper), 6234 nucleotides. It is a transcript of the gene slc49a4, whose product is annotated as solute carrier family 49 member 4. Gene Ontology annotation, biological process: transmembrane transport. Gene Ontology annotation, cellular component: membrane; intracellular membrane-bounded organelle. The record is from RefSeq and is a predicted model, not a curated record. Gene Ontology annotation, molecular function: transmembrane transporter activity. The transcript has 9 exons. Bases 113 to 1513 code for a protein of 466 amino acids. Lineage: Eukaryota; Metazoa; Chordata; Actinopteri; Gobiiformes; Gobiidae.
UCUGGUCUGUUUUGUUUUUGGUGGGCUGUCUUCCGUCGCGCUAUUCGCAUUUCUUCGGCUGUGACACGGAAAAUCGGCAUUACAAGAAGGGACUACGUUAAAAGACAGGAUUAUGGGUGCCGUUUCGAGCACCGAGGCGGAAAGGGAACCGCUUUUGGUGCCGUCUUUAGCCGAACCGAACGCACCGCCAGUCGUCCAUGGCAGGGUAUACAGGCGAAGAUGGCUGGUUUUGGCAUUGUUUUCUCUAUUAGGACUAAUGCAAGGGAUGGUAUGGAACUUUUGGGGACCUAUCCAAAACUCAGCCAUGCACGCUUACGGCUUCACCAAAUCGGAUAUCGCUGUUUUGGUUCUUUGGGGCCCUGUAGGAUACGUGCCAUGGCUUCUUUUUAUGUGGCUGAUGGAUAAAAGGGGUUUGCGUUCAUCUCUGCUCCUCUCGGGCUUCCUCAUGUUGUUGGGGUCAAUAUUAAGAAGUGUCCCGCUGAUUCAGGAGCCUCUCAGAAGAUGGCUGAUUCAUGGAGGGCAGUUCCUGAACGGUUUGGCUGGUCCCACCAUCAUGAGCGCGGGGCCUUACCUCUCCACCACCUGGUUUGCUCCAGACCAAAGAGCCACCGCUACAGCCGUGGCAUCGCUCUUCUGUUACCUGGGGGGCGCUGCGUCGUUCGUCGUGGGUCCUCUGGUGGUCCCUGCCCCAAACGACACUCAGCAGACGAGCUUUUGGAGAGCAGGGCCAGGCAGUGAUACAAGCAUUAGAGACAGGAUACAGCUGGUUAUGUACGCAGAGCUGGGUGCCAUAGCUGUUCUCUUCGUGGCUGUUCUGCUGUACUUCCCGUCCCGCCCUCCUCUCCCUCCGAGUGUGGCGGCUGCGAGUCAGAGACUGAGCUACCGGAGCAGCAUCUGCAGACUCCUCAGUAACUUCCGGUUCCUGAUGAUUGCAUUGGCCUAUGCAGUGCCCACUGGAGUGAUUGCAGGCUGGUCUGGAGUUUUAGACAUGGUCCUCACCCCAGCAAAAGUCAGCCAGACGGACGCAGGCUGGAUCGGGUUCUGGUCGGUCAUUGGUGGAUGUGUGUUUGGAAUCGCCAUGGCAAAGUUUGCAGACUCGAUUCGGGGCAUGCUGAAGCUGAUCCUGGUGCUGAUGUUGGCCGGAGCGUCUCUGGCCUCCACGUGGUUCACUCUGACCUGUCUGAGUCAGUACACCCACCUGCCCUCCACCACAGCGAUCCUGUACACCUCCUGUAUUCUGAUUGGGAUCUUCAUAAACAGCAGCGUUCCCAUCUUUUUCGAGCUCUUCAUAGAGACGGUGUACCCGGUCCCUGAAGGCAUCACCUGUGGAGUCGUCACGUUUUUAGGGAACCUGGUCACGGGCCUGCUGCUGUUUUUCCUCACUUUCUAUUGCACAGAGGUGUCAUGGAUGAACUGGUGCCUGGUGGGCUCGUGUCUCUUCAGUCUGGUUCUUCUUCUCUUCUUCAGGGAGACGUAUGACCGCCUCUACCUGGACGUCUUUGUGUCAGUGUAAAACUACAGAGAAAGACUGAAAGAACUCAAAUUAUUCCUAAUAUUAUUAAUUUUAUUAUUGCACAAAGUGGACGAAACAAGGGACUUUGGGAAUUGUACAUGUGUAUAUGAUGCAUUCAUGUCGACUGUCUUAUGUCUGUUUGUAUGGAGACAGGUGGAGUUUUAAAGGUCCUGUAUGACGCUAUUUUCUCAUCUGUUACAAUGUUUCCUCAUCAUAAACAUACCUGCAAUUGUGUUUUCUCUGUUCCACCUUGUGAUGUCAUGUGGUAAUACAGUUAGUGCUCCAAUGUGUUUUUAAACUCCAUACACCUUCACUAGAAUCAUUUGGAUAACUUCAGCCCUGGAAUUGCCAGUCUACUGAGCUAAAGUUAAAAGGAGCUGUUAACUUGAACACUACUGCAUUUUGAGCUUUAGAUGUGUGACAGACGAAUAGUAGAGGAUCACUCCAACAUGUGUGUGCAACAAAACACAACAUCAGGGAUGAUUUUGAUGAGGAUACAAUGUGCUACCUGACUCACCAGAGUCUAUCUUCUGUAAUAUAGGACCUUUACUGGGCCAUGUUGUUGUUUACAAAUAAUGUAAAUAUCUCUGUUUGGAGCUAAUAAGGAAGUGCUAAAUGUCAUGAGCCAAUCAGAAGGCUUGUCUGAAUCUAUAAGGGAAGAAGAACAUGUGUGACUAGCCAAAAUAGAAAUCUACCAGCAAUUGGCUAAUGUUAGCAGCAAGACCUGUUACAAUGUUCAUACUAGUAAAACUGGAUCAAUCUGUUUUAGUCGAAUUAUACAUUAAAGCUACACUAUGUAACUUUUCAGGAAAUAUCUGGAAUGUUAUGGGUUGCCUGUAGUGUUCCAGAAUAUGGCAUUAACUCAUCUGUCUUGCAGGGGUUGUUAUAGCAAAAAAAUCUUGAAAAUCUUGCAGUCUUACUGUGAGCGGGCUCUCUGCACAGAUCUACUACUACUACUACUACUACUACUACUACUACUACUACUACUACUACUACUACUACUACUACUACUACUACUACUACUACUACUACUACUACUACUACUACUACUACUACUACUACUACUACUACUACUACUACUACUACUACUACUACUACUACUACUACUACUACCACCAGGUGGAGUGUACUGCUUGUCUUCAUGGAGAAGUUUAAUGCCACUGUUGCAUUGCAAGUAAAGCUAUAAAGUCUCCAUGGAGACAAGCAGAUAGCAAACCCUCAACCAGAAAAGUUACACAGUGCAGCUUUAACUGGUCAACAUUAACAUAAUCAUAACAUAAUGCCAUUUAUUUUCAGUUUGAUGUCUCUGUCUUACAUUUACAUGUUUUAAAAUAGUGUUCACAUUUGUCUUGGUUUGGUCCCAGUUCAGCUGUGAUAUUGGACUUAGUCUAGUCCUGGUCUAGUUCCAGGUUUAGUCCCACUUUAGUCCUGAUUUGUAUAUAUUGUCUGUGUGUAAAUAUGAAUACAGCCUAAGACUCCUGAUGCCACCCUAUAUUCAUAAAACAAAUGUGAAAUAUGAAGCUGAACAAAACGACUGCACAACAUGAGAAGAUGUGACAUUUGAUAACGGUUUUGUAUUUAAAAAUUACCACAUUGUUGUAAUAUUUUAACACACUUUUUGACUAAGGUUUAUUUAAAUGAAAACAAAAAUGCCUUAAUUUUAAGUUAACCACUAAACCAAAACCACACAAGAUAAAACUGUAGGAUGUAAGGAAAAACAGGAAUACUCUUUUUUUAUAUAUUUUUUAUUCGGAUAUGGAGAAUUUCAUCUUUUUCUCUAUUUAUUUUCUUGCAGUGGAGCUCAACAGUGACCCAGCCCUCAAAUCUGUUUCUGAACAUAGCUGCUUAGCGUCUUUGAACUCUUUAAUAUUUGAAUUUUUGGAAAUGUCUAUGGGAAAAAUGAGUGGAAAAUUGACUUCCAGAUCAAGAGCGGGUGGUCGCUGUUGAGUUCCACAACGAUAUUACACUAAGUAUUUUUUUUUUGUUUGCAAUCUAUCGUGCAGGACUGUUAACAUCGGAAAUUUGUAUCCAGUUUUCUUAGUAUACCAGAAGCAAUUUCAAAAUUCCCACUGCUUUCAGGUCGUGUCAUCGUUUUAAAUAUGCCAUUCAUGUGUAUAGUAAUUUCAGAUGUAAUAUAGUAACACAUUUUUGUGUUUAAUGCUUUUUGUUAUUGUCCGGAGCUUGCCAGUAUGUUUUUACACGAUCCCAUUUGAACAGAAAUAGCUGCAUUUUCUAAGCAGCUCCUCUGUCCCAACACCAGCCAAAAACGAUGUCACGUUUAAGGGAAAUUUAAAGGUUUUUAUAUUUACGUAUUUUUUGUUGAAGACACUUUAAGAUGGAAUGUGUAACUUUUCUGGUGCAGAGUCCGUCGAAUGUUUCUCUCCAUGGUGUUAUUUCUUUGUCCGGAAUGUUCCACAGUAUGGCAUUAAACCUUUCGUUCUGCUUGGAGACCAAACUAGGGCAUGUUACAGGUCAGAUCUGUGGAGAGGCGACCCCGCUCACAGUCAGAAUACGUUUUUCUAGGUAUUUUUGAGCUAUAAAACCACCUGUAAUUGAUUAAAUGUGAGGUAGAAAUGCUUAAUGUCUUAUUGUGGAACAUUCUGGACAAAGCAGUAACAUCUCCAUGGAGACAAACAGGCGAUGGACACUCCACCAGAAAUGUUGCACAAUGCAUCUUUAUUAAGUGAAGUGGAAUACUGUGAUUUUUUUAACGUGAAGAGGCUGAAUUCACACUACAAGAUUAGACUGAAUUUAGUUAAAGUCACGCUAUGUCACUUUCCGGUGGGGGCCUGCAUGCAUGUUUUAACAGAGAAGUUGUUGGUUUGGCUGGAAUGUUCCACAGUAUGGCAUUAAGUGGAUCUCUCUUGCGUUUAUUCAGUUACAAGUGUUGUCAUCGUUUCUCUCCGUAGAUCUGACCUGUAACUUUGCCCUGGCAGUGGUCUUCUCUUGGUCUGGAAAUGUUUAAUGCCAUACUGCGGAACUUUCCAGGCAACGCAAUGACAAGCAAGCAGUGUUCCCUCCCCUAGAAAAGUGACUGAGUCCAACUUUAAAUAUUUUUAAGUAUUUUGUUAUAUAUUUAGUUUUCUGAGCCCAUGAGGAAUAUCAUAAUGUGGAAUGAACCAAUUAGAAAAAUAUGCACUUUUUGAGGGAUACAUUUUAGAAUUCUAUGCAGAUUACUAUUUUAUUAUUCUUGUUUUUGUUGUUUUUUUCUUUAACACGGCUUAACCAACCCUCACAUGUUGUUAUCAUAGAUUCAAAGAUAAACCCCAAAACUUAACAAAUUGUAAUAAUUCGAUAACAGUGUUGAAUUUUGCUUUCAUUACAAAGUGCCUAUCAGGUUGGACUCCUCCUUUCACUAAAACACAAUUAAGAGAUGUAAGAUUCUACUAAAAAUUAUUUGCGUGUUUUUUUUUUACUUCCUGGUUGGAAAUCAUAACAUCAUGCCAGGGUUUUCCAUCGCUGUUACCUAGCAACACUGGGCCUAAACAAAUUGACAAAAUGAUAAGAAAACAACUUUAUUUUGUUGAAAUGUUUUAAAGGGACAGUCCGGAAUUUUGGACAUAGGACUUCAUUUCCUAGUGAGCCAGAGUGUUGGAGACGUGUGGAGACACUUUUUUAAAUAUUCCAUCCAGUCCUUGUAUUUGCAGAGGUCACUGGUGCUAGGCUAGCACAUGUCAAUGGCCAUAGUUAGCCUGCCACUAGAAACAGACUUACCCACUCCACAAAACAGCCAAAGCAAAUCUAUUAUUACGCCAGACUGCCGAUGUGAAUGUCUGUGUCAAUAGAAUAAUUUUAGAAGUAAAACCAACCUUGCAUUUGAAGGAUUUAUGCGUGAGCAGAAGCAGCGAGUUGUACUUCCUGAUAGAAAGUUUGGUGGACUGAUAUAUGAGAAAAUAGUCCCUCAACAUGUGACAAUUCAUGCGAUGCAAGGUUAGUUUUAUUUCAAACAUUAUUCUAUCAACACAGACAUUUACAUCGACAGUCUGGCGUAAUAACUGAUUUCCUUUGGGUGAUUUGUGGAGUGGGUAAGACUGUUUUUAGUGGCAGGCUAACUAUGGCCAUUGAGAUGCACUAGCUUAGCAUCAGAGACCUCUGGAAGCACAAGGACCGGAUGGAAUAAAAGUGUCUCCACACAUCUCCAACACUCUGGCUCACUAGGAAAUGAGGCCCUAUGUCCAAAAUUCCGAACUGUCCCUUUAAAGUAUUGGGGGGAAAAAAAUGUAUUUUCUAAAUUAUGAUAAACUAGUGUGAUGUCAACUCUCUGCUUCCUGUAAUUUUCAAUACAUUUUUUAACUUUUCUUCACAAUCUGCCUCUUGGUUGGUGCAAAACUAUAAUUAAUAUUUAAAACAUGUAUUAUUUUACCAAAUUAUGAAAGAUUUGAGAAUCCUACGCACUUUAAGUUUUGUAAUACUGGACUUAUAUCUACGUUAAUUUACUUAAGGUUCCUAUAUCUUCUUAAAAUACUUCUGUUUAUCCAUUGUCCCUGUGCUGUGACCCUGCCCUCUGACCUCUCUCCUGUUUCCAUGGUGCUUGUUUUUAAUGUUUUUAUUGACUUGUUGUUGAUUAGUGCUCAGAGGGGCCCUGCCUUAACUCCUCUGGUACGCUGAAGUCUACUAACUGUGGCUCUGCUCUCCCUGUGCUCCUUUAAAACCUGUAUAUUUCUAUUGUAAAAAUGGGGCCUUGGGAAUAAAUGUCCUCUUUGUGUGGGGAAGAAAUGUGA